AUGACCGCCACCCUCCCUUUCCGCGACAUCAACGUCCACGCCUCCUCCACGUACUAUGCUUUCUCCUCACCCUCCUCCCCCAACGCUCCCACCCUAGUAGUCGACCGACCUUCGGGUGAUCUCCGCCUCAACGAUGGCAAGCUCACAGGCGGAAACCGCGUGUCCAGCAUCUCCGGGAUCCUUGGCAUCAUCAAACUCCGCCUUGACAGCUAUGUCAUUAUCAUCUCCAAAUCCACGCCUGUCGGCCGACUAAAAGGCCACCAAAUCUACAAAGUCGUCUCGACCGAGUUCCUACCCUUGCGAGAACGGACUGUAAAGGAUGUCGAGGAGGAGACCUACCUAAAGUAUCUGCAAAUGCAGAUCAAGUCGGGACCGAUGUACUUCUCCUACUCUUUUGACCUGACCAACUCCUUCCAACGACAGGCACAGUGUGAUCUGUCCCAGCCAUUAUGGCAGCGGGCGGACGACCGCUUCUUCUGGAAUCGAUUCGUGUGUAGUUCGCUCAUCGACUUCCGGGAAGGCAAGGCUUCCGGCCGUCUGUCCAUGACAUCCUCUCCGCAUCCGGCCGCGGACGCGUACAUCUUGCCCAUCAUGUUCGGCAUGAUGAGUAUCACCAACACCUCCAUCAAGGGCCACUCACUAACUUUCGUCCUCAUCACCCGCCGAUCCCGCCACCGAGCUGGAACUCGAUAUCUGUCUCGGGGCUUGGACGAAGAAGGCCAUGUCUCCAACUUCAACGAAACAGAACAGUCCAUCAUCCUUAAUGACAGCGCCUCCGCCGGUCUUACUAGCUUCGCGGGCGACCAAGGCUUCUCCAAUGGCAAGCCCAUCGGCGGUGGCAGAGACACUCAAGUCUUAUCUUACGUGCAAACCCGUGGCAGCGUCCCCGUGUUCUGGGCCGAAGUCAACACGCUCCACUACACCCCCCGCCUCCAAAUCCGCGGCGUCGAAUCUGCCACUAGCGCAGCCAAACGGCACUUCGACGAACAGAUCCGGCUGUACGGGGAGAACUAUAUGGUGAACCUUGUCAACCAAAAAGGGCGCGAGAUGCGAGUGAAAGACGCCUAUGAACAAGUCGUCAAGAUCUUGCAGUCCUCUCCCACCGAGCAACAAGAAGGCGACCGUCGAACGAAUGAACGCUUCAACGUGAUAGACUCUGCAGACAAACGUGGCUGGUACGACCACCUACACUACAUCUACUUCGACUUCCACAACGAAACUAAAGGCCUGAAAUGGCAUCGUGCCCAACUCCUUCUCGACCAGCUCCGCGACGGAUUGUUGGCGGGUGGCUACUUCCACGGCAUCGAUACUCCCACUGGCUCCAUUGACGUCCGACGCAAGCAAACCGCCGUCGUGCGAACAAACUGUAUGGACUGCCUCGACCGCACCAACGUCGUGCAGUCAAUGCUGGGUCGGUGGACGCUGACCCGUCAACUGACCGACCUCGGCAUAUUGAAAGCGGGCGAAACCGCGCAGGAAGAUCAUACAUUUGAGCACCUCUUCCGCAACAUCUGGGCCGAUAACGCAGACGUAGUCUCAAGAUCUUAUUCCGGCACGGGAGCGCUGAAGACCGAUUUCACGCGUACCGGCAACCGGACGCGCGCCGGCGCCAUACAAGACUUGAACAACAGCGUAACGCGAUAUAUCCGCAACAACUUCACCGACGGACCGAGACAGGAUGGCUUUGACCUCUUCCUGGGGGCUUAUCAACCCGAUCACGCAGCCGUGGGGCAAGGGCAGCAGUUUUUGGAUCGAAGACCGCUAUUAAUCCAAGCCGUGCCGUACGUGCUGGGAUUCUGUGUCUUCUUCGUCACCGUCAGCGCCACGACUGCGCGACUUCCGGAUGCGACAGUCUGGCCGCUGCGGCUGUUUACACUGAUGUGUAUGGGCGUGGCGGGGUAUGCGGGUAGGUUUAUGUGGAGUUUCGGAAGUCUUUAUGUCAACUGGCCCAAACUCAACACGCCAGCUUGGGCGAUUGAGGCGUACGAAGAUACGCUGAGCAAGGCCUAUCAGGAUCCGAUUAUCGGACGCUUGAUUGGCGGACGCAGGAAUGCCGGAAGUGAGCGCGGUUCGGGGGUUUUGGAGGAGGGGAAGAAAAGGAGGGAGUAG
Messenger RNA from Baudoinia panamericana UAMH 10762, 2109 nucleotides. RefSeq lists its product as uncharacterized. The record is from RefSeq and is a predicted model, not a curated record. Gene Ontology annotation, biological process: phosphatidylinositol dephosphorylation. Lineage: Eukaryota; Fungi; Ascomycota; Dothideomycetes; Mycosphaerellales; Teratosphaeriaceae. The coding region runs from base 1 to 2109 and encodes 702 amino acids. Gene Ontology annotation, molecular function: phosphatidylinositol-4-phosphate phosphatase activity. Gene Ontology annotation, cellular component: endoplasmic reticulum. The transcript has 2 exons.